AUGCAUCAUCUGAAGAAAUCUCUGACUAGGAAAGCUGAUAUCUCUACAAAUAAUAGUGAUGGUGAAAAUCGAUUGCUAAAAUCUCAGGAAGCUACCAGUUCAGGCAGUAAAGUAAAUGAGGUUUCUCUCCUUCAAAGUAAUAGACCAAUGUCAAGUUGUAGCCAGAAGGCCAAAUACUCGUUCAUUUGUGAAUGCUUCUUCAUGACUGCCAAGCCUCCAACAGAGAUUGUUCCAUGGGUGAAACAGGGAGAUAAUCCAACAUUUGGGUUCUUGAUGCCUGACAAUCAUCUUUAUGCCAACUUCAGAUAUCUUGUUGACCAUCCAGAACUUUUGAAUUUUGACAUUGAUGGAAACUCUCAAAAUGAGAGGGAAAAAGCUGGCAGUGAGCACAAUGAUCUCGACCGCCUUGGAGGUUGA
This is a messenger RNA of Fraxinus pennsylvanica, 417 nucleotides long. The record is from the annotation of a GenBank genome assembly. NCBI's taxonomy places the organism in Eukaryota, Viridiplantae, Streptophyta, Magnoliopsida, Lamiales, Oleaceae.